Molecule: messenger RNA, 4185 nt
Organism: Lodderomyces oxycetoniae
Lineage: Eukaryota; Fungi; Ascomycota; Pichiomycetes; Serinales; Debaryomycetaceae
Gene: POL5
Product: DNA-directed DNA polymerase
Exons: 3
Coding region: 1-4185 (1394 amino acids)
Biological process (GO): regulation of DNA-templated transcription; proton motive force-driven ATP synthesis
Cellular component (GO): nucleolus
Molecular function (GO): rDNA binding; proton-transporting ATP synthase activity, rotational mechanism; transcription factor binding
Source: RefSeq, a predicted model, not a curated record
AUGGUUUUGAGAGACUAUUUUACGAAAUUAAGCUCUGAAGUAGUUGGAGAGAGAAUCAAUGCGGCUACGUCUUUAAUUAAGGAACUUAAUGCUGAGGAUAGCGAAGAAGAAUGGGAUUAUGCAUUGCUGAGAUUGACCAAGGGAUUGAUUACAACUAAACAAUCUGCUAAAAUCGGGUUUAGCAUGGCACUCACUGAAGUUGUUAACCAGCUAAUUAUUCUGGGUAGGCUAUCUGUUGAUGAGUAUUUGAAUAAACUUGAUGAUGCCACUACUAUCAAGAGCAGUAAUUUAAAGGGUAAAGAAGAAAGAGCCAUAUUGUUUGGACAUUUGUUUGGCUUGCAAGUAUUACUCAAUAGCAAAAUUAUUUUCAAGAGUUGCGAAAACGAGCUUAGAAGGUUUGUUUUGGACUUGUUGAAAUUAGCCGAUACGAAAUCUUGGAUAAGGGAAGUUGCCACGGCAAGUUUAAUUCAAGUGAUAAAGAAUGUAAAUACUGAGUAUAAAGAUGUAUUAUGUCUAAUGAUUUUGCAGGGCAUCAAUGACCUGGGGUUGAAUCUAUCUACUGAAGGGCUUGCUAUAUACCUAAGCAUCAAUAGAUCAAAGAGAGCUGAGUUGGCUGCUAGUAUCAAAAAUCAAAAAACAAACUGGAAGCAUGGAGAUCCAAUGCUAAAAGGAAACUUACCUCUACUAGCCAAGGUUUUGAAGGAUGUAGAAGUUGUUGAUGGAUCUGAUAACGAAGAUGAUUCUAAGCAAAAAAGCAGCUGGAGUUCAAGAUUACCAUUUGUUUGGGACUCACUAGUUGAGAAUUUCACUGAAAAAGACGGCGAUCAUGACGAAGAAGAUGAGGAAGAUGAGGAAGAUGAGGAUUAUGAGGUAGAACAACUGGCGUCAAACUUGAGGAAGAGAAAGAAAAUAGCUAAAACAAAGACUAACAACAAAACCAAAACCCCCGAAUCUUCUUCUUUUUCAUCAUCAUCCAUUAAUUUGAAAGAAUUCUAUAAAGUUGUUGUUGAUGAAUCUUUGUUUGCUGAAAAAUCAUCACAUGAGCGUAAAUACUGGGGGUUUGAAGUGUUUAUGAAGUUUCUAGUGUUGGUUGACAAUGUUGAGCAUUUGUUUACUCGAAAUUUCAUGAGGUGUUUAAUUAACCAGGCUUCUCAUAAAUCAAGAUAUUUGCACGAUAUAGCGAAGAAGACAUUGGAUUAUAUUGUUUGCGCUUGUGUUGAAAAAGAAGUAGACUCGGCUACUGUGCUAAAAUGCUUAUUAGAUGAAUCACAAGGAGGCUGUUGGAAUUUUGAUUUGGUUAGUAAAUCGCAUACUGUGGAUAGGAUUUUGGCCAUAGGGAAUCAUCAAUUUGUAAAUGUACUUGUUGAUAAGUUUAACGAUGCAUUAAAAAGUCAGACUAUAAAUGAAGAAGAUGAUGGUAAAAACUCGAAUGAUAAUGUGCUUAAAUGGUGUCUUGAGAAGAUGGCAUAUUUGAUCAAGCACAAUAGAACCUUGUCCAAUUUGGAGAGCAUCUUCAAAUUACUAGUUGAGAUUAGCUUUUUCCAAUCUCCCGUAUCAUUGAAUGUAAGGAAAUUUUCUCAAGAAAAGUUGAACACGAUUCUAGCAGAGGUUAUAUCAAGACAACACGAUGGAGAACCAUGGUCCUUUUUCUGCUAUGAACAAAUUAUCGAGUUGGAAAAGUGCCUGCAAAACAAAUGUCUAGUAGAGUUGGAUGACGAGUUGAAACAUAUUAAGAAAGAAACGAUUACAAUCAUUCAAACUAUACGCGAUUUUCAAAAGGAAAGUACAUCAAUUUCGGAGACGUUGAAUAUUUUUCAACUUUUAUUUUCAAUGUGUUUUAUCCAGUUGUAUUUGGAAGAUGAAGAGAUUGCACAGAUUAUAAAUGAGUUGAAGUUAGUUUUUGAGAAACAGUUUGUUGAGCCUGGUUCCCAAGAGGAUGUUGAUGUUGAUCCAUCUGUUGUCAUGACGGAAAUUAUAUUGAGUUUUAUUUCUAGAAAAAGCAAUUUGUUAAAAAAGUUAUCAACGAUAGUUUGGGAACACUAUUUGUGUGAAUGCGGAAGUGAUGGUGUACUAAGGAUUAAUGAUGAUUGUUUUCAAUUAUUGUUUGAUGUACUAGUUGCAAAAGAAAAUAAAGAAGGGCAGAAGCAUUUGUUUGAGGGGGAGGAGGAAGGCAUGGUGAUAGUAGGAGAUGAAGAGGAAAAUAGCAACGACGAUGAGAACGAUGAGAAUGAUAAGGGUGAUGACGAUGGUGAUGACGAUGACGACGACGAUGACGACGACGACGACGACGAUGAUGAUGAUGAUGAUAAUGACGAUGAGGAAACUAUGGCAAACAACACAAUGACAGAUCUUGACAAAGAAACCAAUCUUAAAUUAGCAAAAGCAUUAGGUAUACCCACAGCCGAAACUGGUGAAGUCAAAUUUGAUGAACUUUCCGAUCUAAAUUCGUCAAAUGAUGGGUAUGAGAGUGAUUCAAUGGAUGAUGAGCAAAUGAUGGCUAUGGAUGAUCAAUUGUCCAAGAUAUUCAAAGAAAGGCAAGAUAUCCUUAACAAUGUUAAUUCAGGAAACAAACGUAAAAUGGAAGUUCUAGAAGCCAAAGAGAAUAUGGUUUUUUUCAAAAAUCGGGUUCUUGAUCUUUUAGAAGUUUUCACCAAGAAGCAUUCAAGCUCAGCAUACAAUUUGAAGACUAUUGAGCCUAUUAUCACGUUAAUCAACCUCACAAUGGAUAAAAAUCUUGGAAUUAAGGCACACAAGUAUUUAAAAACGAGGAUUAGCAAGACAAAAUUAAACAAAGAAGAUGUAGAAAUACCAGCUACAUCGAGAUCCUUGCUAGACCUAAUGGCAAAACUACAAAACCAAGCAAGAACAACAAAGUUUUCUAACCAAUCAGUCGCAUCAGCUUAUAAUCAAAGUUGUAUUAUCCUUGCUAAAAACUUGGUGAAUUUGGAUCCAGAAAACUUGGAAAAAGUCGUCGACAUAUAUGGCAAGUCUCUAAAGUACUGGACUUUAGACCCAAAUACGCGACUCCAACCUUCAUUAUUCUUUGAUUUCAUCAACUGGAUCGCCAGUUCUUCUGACAGUUCUAGUAGUGGUACUAGAAGAAAGGUUUCUUCUGACAGUGCUGCUAGAACAGAGGGUUCUUCUGCUGGCCCUGCCAUUGCCUGCGGCACUGACAGUGCUACUAGUGGUACUAAAACAGAGAGUUCUUCUGACAGUGCUACUAGUGGUACUAAAACAGAGGGUUCUUCUGACAGUGCUGCUAGUGCUACUAGAACAGAGGGUUCUUUUGCUGGCCCUGCCAUUGCCUGCGGCACUGACAGUGCUGCUAGAACAGAGGGUUCUUCUGACAGUGCUGCUAGAACAGAGGGUUCUUCUGACAGUGCUGCUAGAACAGAGGGUUCUUCUGACAGUGCUGCUGGAACAGAGGGUUCUUCUGACAGUAGUGCUGCUAGAACAGAGGGUUCUUUUGCUGGCCCUGCCAUUGCCUGCGGCACUGACAGUGCUGCUAGAACAGAGGGUUCUUCUGACAGUGCUGCUAGAACAGAGGGUUCUUCUGACAGUGCUGCUGGAACAGAGGGUUCUUCUGACAGUAGUGCUGCUAGAAGAGAGGGUUCUUCUGCUGGCCCUGCCAUUGCCUGCGGCACUGACAAUGCUACUAGAACAGAGGGUUCUUCUGACAGUGCUGCUGGAACAGAGGGUUCUUCUGACAGUAGUGCUGCUAGAAGAGAGGGUUCUUCUGCUGGCCCUGCCAUUGCCUGCGGCACUGACAAUGCUACUAGAACAGAGGGUUCUUCUGACAGUGCUGCUGGAACAGAGGGUUCUUCUGACAGUAGUGCUGCUAGAACAGAGGGUUCUUUUGCUGGCCCUGCCAUUGCCUGCGGCACUGACAGUGCUGCUAGAACAGAGGGUUCUUCUGACAGUGCUGCUAGAACAGAGGGUUCUUCUGACAGUGCUACAGAGCUGCUAUUCUAUCUUAUUACGUUCACACAGUUCACCAUGUCAGCUAAACAAGCCGGAGUUUCGUUACUCAAGUCUAUGGCCAUUUCCGCGCAAACUUUGAGAAAUGCAUUAAAACCAGAGUUUAGAGCUGCAGCUGAAAGUAGAGGUGUUACCGAUGUUAAAGUUAUUAAAAUUGUUGAUGGAAAACAAAGUGAACCAAAAGAAUUGAAACCAAUUGACUUAUAG